Molecule: messenger RNA, 228 nt
Organism: Cylicostephanus goldi
Lineage: Eukaryota; Metazoa; Nematoda; Chromadorea; Rhabditida; Strongylidae
Source: the annotation of a GenBank genome assembly
AUGCCGCAAAAUUAAAGUACCGUCGGCUACAUUUUGGGCUGGUGCAUGGCCAUAUUGGCUGCCGUGAUCGGCCUGCUCAUAACAAUCCGUAGAUGGCCAAGUAUCGAGCACCGUGUGCAAGCCGCACGAUCGGCUCCGGCGGCCAUUGUGGAAGAAGUUGCGUUAUCGGCGACUGCGCAUAUCAAAGACUACGCAUGUUCCAUCAUGAAGUUGUGUUUUAAUUUGUGA